AUACCACGCACGCGAAGACACUCCUAUAAUAAGAGACUCAAGCGCAUUUCAGGACGCGCCCGGUUUGUCACGCACCUUGCCCAAACGCUGCGCGAUCGCUCGGCGCCUACGACUGUAACGACACAUAUGUCGUCCACUCAAGAGCAGAAGGGGCCGAUUAGGAGGUGGCCUUCUGGCUUCUGGACGGCCUUCAAUUGCUGGUGGCACGCCGAGUACCAACGCAUUAAGGCGCGGCCAACCUCAAAAUCAAUUUCCAGGUGGCACGGCGAGCACAGCAACCGAGUCUGGGGUGACGCCGCUGUGGGCCUGGCCGAGACGCAGCGGCAUGCCAACCGGAUGAAGCCCCGUCGCAGCGCUGCGGCCGUUGCGUUCCUCCGUCAUGACAGCUUCGACGGCGAGGACAUUGACGACGAGCUUGGGCCUGGCGCUGCUGUCGACACGCCGGGAGGCGACGCACUGCACGCGGCAGACCCGGCUGAGGACGUCGGCGACGCUCUGGACGGCGACCAGAAGGCAGCCGCGGCCGCUGUUACCGCAGAGGAACUGAACACCAGCUGCCUGCCGGGUGGCAUCGCUAGGCUCAUGAACGCAGACAGCGACCUGCCCGCGCCCGCCGCUGACGGCGCUGGCAUCGCCGGCGCCGCCGGCGCCUACGGCAAGCGGUUGGCCUCGCGCGCGGUGCGGCAGCGCUUCUCCGUCAACGGCAUCGCGGCCGCUGCGCCGUCCGCCGCCGACGGCGCUUCCCCCGCGCCCACAAUCGCAGGCGCCACCGAGUUGCUGCCUCGCUGGAUGCAGCCCGACCCUGUGCACUCAGCCCUCCACGCCGGCGACACCUCCACGCCGCACGCCGCCGCCAACGGCACCGGCGCCGUGUCCGCCAUGGGCCAGUGGGACAGCAGCUACUCGCUCAACACCAUCAACCAGCAGCCGCCGUGCACCUCGGCGUCGCAGCCGUACGGGGCCACCUGCGGCGUGCCCGUCUUCCCCGCCGACGCCCGCGCGCAUCGUGGCCAGACCGCCACCGGCCUCAAGCGCGGCUUCCAUGAAUCAGGCUGCGGCGGCGUGGAGACGGCCUCCGGCCCCGCGCGGCAGCGCAUGCGCUGCAACAGCAGCAACAACCCGCUGGCGGGCGCGGAGCUGGUGGGCGCCGCGUCGUCCUCCAACACCGGCUCGGCGGCGUCGGCGGCCUGGAUGCGCCGCGCCGACCGCGAGCUGGACGAACUGAUGCGCGACAUGGGCAUGCUGGUGGAGCAGGACGGCUGCGGCAUGGCGGGCGCCGCCGGCGUCGCCAGCACCAUGCGCGGCCUGGCGCCGCUGCAGCUGCCGGACCCCCGCCCGCACCGCGACCUGUCGUCGCUGCUGCUGCACGGCCCCGUGACUUCUGGCCAAUGCCGCUUCGAGCAGCUGCAGCAGCAGAGGCAGAAGCCGCUGGCCGCGCCGCAACAAGCUCCAGUCAACUGGCAGCUGCUGCAGCAGGUGCAGCCGCAGCUGGCCAUGCGCUGCGCCACUGGCGGCUGGCCGCUGCAGCGCGGCGCCUCGGUGGGUGGCUAUGAGAUCGAGGCCAUUGACAGCGUGCCCCUGGAGGCACUGUUGUGAUGCGCCGGCGGCAUAUCACAGGCGGCCCAGCGUCGCCUAUGUAAACCGCGUUGAACUUCUCUUGGUAUGCAUGGCUGCGCAAGACUGACUGCAAGAGGUAUUAGCCGGCAUCUCCGGCGCAAGAUUAAUCAUGGGCUGUUGCAUGUUAAGGAUGAACACAAGCUUCGUCGACGGGCACUUGGGGCGCACGGACGGGUAAGCCUAUCCUCAGGCGGGGGCGGCGACGCCCUCUUGCCCUGGGGCCCGGGCUUAGCCCAGAUUCGUCGCAAGAAGAUAUCCCUGCUUUGCAACACGUAUAGCGCGUGCAUGCGCAGUCCAGGGCAGCUUGAGGACUUGACACUUUAUCGAGGGGCAUAUUUGAGGGUGUAAAAACUGGCUCGAUGAUGCGGCUCAGGAUGCGGGGCAUGGUUCUCCCAGUUGCACAGAGUCGCCCGAACGAUCUGGCACUUGUGAGCAACGACUGUGUAGAUUAUCUAUGUCGCGCCCGGUGGCUCGUUUCAUAUUCAAUGUCCGCAUCCAGGUUGAGGCCGGCCAGUGUCUGGUUAGCGGUCUUGACUGGCAAGCAUAGCACGGCACAGUAUGUGCCAGGCCGCAGCAGUGAGGAGUGUUGGGGCUAGAGGGUUUCCUGCUGUUUGGUUUACUGCUGGCUGUGCUUGUGCUUGACAGCGGGACGUGGCUGGACGCAUGGCGGGCCGUGCCUGUACAAACCGAUGUCCGGGAUAUGAGAUAGACGCUUGCGGUCUCAGACUAGAGACGUGGCGUGGGCUCAGCCCACUUUUCCCUUGCGAGGGAAAACCACUUUCUUGUCAUCUUCAUGGUUGACGCUUUGCGUACGGUAUGCAUAAUCGGCGUGUGUACGUUACACGCGCGGGUUUAUGUUCCAUGUGCGCGGAUGUCUGCGUGUCGUCAGGAGAGAGGCUCAAGAAAGUCUGAGUAUUCUUCUGCACUUGUUGUGGGCACAGCGGCGUUAUAAGCUUGAUCGUGUUAAGCAGGUUGGGGCGGCUAUGUAGUAAUCCGAGUGAACUGGUGGCGGGACAGCAGGGUACUGGGGCAUGCAUUCGAACACGCCCACCGCUGCCUGCUCAGACUCCCUGCGACAUGAGCAGAGUACGAUACAAGUGCAUUCAUGCACACGACAUGGGUAUGAGAAGCGAUGCCAAUCAGCGGCAUUUGUGGAGUGGGCCUAUGAUAUGUUUGAUACGGUUUGUCACGCGUGUGUGAACUUACCACGAUGUCGACCGCAGGCGGACCUCCGUCUGCGUGUGCAAUGGUCGCAUGGGGUUCUUACAUGUAUGUGUGUGGAGGACGGCAACGGUUAGUGCGAGCGAGUGUGCCACCGCGGGGGCAUACACAGUCGAGGAGGCCCGGGCUCAGUUUGUCUGCGCGCAUCGGUUCCAGUGACGUGAAUUACCGACAGACGGUUCCGGGUAUUGUUAGGGGGAAGUGGCGCAAACUUUGGACUGUUGGCGUUUCAUGUGCGAGAGCUAGCCACUGUUUGACGACGGAUGCGUCGCCUUUGUUGCGCACAGUGUUUGGGGACGCGUGGCGUUUGCAACGGCCAGUCCUGGCUCUGCGCAGCGUCGUCUUUUAGAGGCCCCACUGUCUGCUAGAUGAAGUGUGCGAAACGCACAUAGUAAUGUACAUCUCACGUUGCCGUUGGGCUGUGGGGCUUAGAUCCGGUCAUCUCCAGCUGUUCGUUGUGAGGCUUGCCAUGUAUUUGGGCGCCUUGUGGGCCCAGUGCUGCACGUUAUGGUUUCCGUUCCUUCACCGAGUAUUCUCCGUACCUUCUGCACCUUGCAUGCUGCCUAUCCGGGCUGGCCACCUACACACUCACAUGUGUCGGGACCUGGCCCGCCUCAUACCACCCCGCACCCUGCCUACCGGAGGCUAAAGUUGAGAUUGCUAUCGGAUGUUUGCUGCCAUAGAAUGUUUGUUGCCGAGCCGGCAGAAGAAGAUUCCCUUCCAUGUCGAUCCAACUGUUGCAUCCGCCAGCCUUCAUCUGGAAGAGCACUUCAUUGAACGGUGAUAAAUGUAAAUCUCACAU
Messenger RNA from Chlamydomonas reinhardtii, 3640 nucleotides. RefSeq lists its product as uncharacterized. Bases 127 to 1596 code for a protein of 489 amino acids. The transcript has 4 exons. NCBI's taxonomy places the organism in Eukaryota, Viridiplantae, Chlorophyta, Chlorophyceae, Chlamydomonadales, Chlamydomonadaceae. The record is from RefSeq and is a predicted model, not a curated record.